This is a messenger RNA of Haliotis rubra (blacklip abalone), 3143 nucleotides long. RefSeq names its product programmed cell death 6-interacting protein-like. Gene Ontology annotation, cellular component: endosome. The record is from RefSeq and is a predicted model, not a curated record. NCBI's taxonomy places the organism in Eukaryota, Metazoa, Mollusca, Gastropoda, Lepetellida, Haliotidae. Bases 9 to 3143 code for a protein of 1044 amino acids. The transcript has 17 exons. Gene Ontology annotation, molecular function: protein binding. Gene Ontology annotation, biological process: mitotic cytokinesis.
UAUCCAAGAUGGCGGCGUUCUUGGCAGUUCCGUUGAAAAAGACCUAUGAUGUUGAUCUUGUAAAACCUCUCAGAAGUUUCAUUCAAAACACCUUUUCGUCUGCUGAACCCGACGACUACAACCAUGCCCUCAGCGAGUUCAACAAACUUCGAAAUUUGAUGAUAAAUAAAUCUGUAGACAAACACGAAUCAGCGUUAGAAGUGCUGUACCGGUACUAUGACCAAGUUGCUACUAUUGAGAGCAAGCUCCCUAUCACAGAAAACCAGAUCCGUGUGCAGUUCAAAUGGAGAGAUGCCUUUGAUGAAGGAGGCUUCCUGGCUGGGAAAAGAACACUUGCUAUUGCCUCUGGGUUGUAUGAGAAGGUCUGCAUGUUGUUCAACAUUGCUGCUCUCCAAACACAAAUUGCUUCAGUACAGAAUCAGGACAGUGACGAUGGACUUAAAACCUGUGCCAAACUAUUUCAGCAAUCAAGUGGAAUAUUUGCCCACAUGAAGGACAUUGUGUUGUCACAUGUGCAGCAAGACCCGACCCCUGACCUUAACCCCGACACUCUGGGAGCACUCAGUGCUCUCAUGUUAGCCAAGGCUCAAGAGGCUAUAUACAGGAAAGCUACAUCAGGUAUGUUGGAUGUGCAGAGAGUGUGCAAUAUUAAAUCUGAAAGGGUCUUUUUCAGCAUAGCCUACAGAUAUAUAUAUACCCCAGGUACAUUUCUGUAUCCGGAAACAUACCCUAAACGAAUUGUUGAGUGGAUCCAGUGUGUAGUGAUGAAGCAGGCAGCCUUCCAUGGCAUGGCAGAGUUCUACCAGAGCAAUGUGGCCAAAGCAAACAAGAGCUAUGGAGAACAAAUUGCCAGGCUAAAGCAUGCCCAAGAGCUGUUGAAUGCUGCUCAGACUCGCGGCGGCCAGACGUUCUGCUUCAGAAAUGAGCAGGGGAAGGUGCAGCGGGAAAUGGAGGAGGCAGUGAAGGACAACAACUUCAUCUACCAUGACAAAGUGCCCGACAUGAAGACUCUCCCUAUCAUUGGCAAGGCUGCUGUGGCCAAACCCUCACCUGUUGCACAGAGAUUCUCCACCAACUUCACAGACCUCUUUGAGAAAUUAGUGCCUUUAGCUGUACAUGAUGCCAUGACAGCAUUUGAGAACAGAAAGGCCCAGAUUGUCAACAUGGAGAUAGGGAGGUUGCGAGAAGCUACAAAUCUCAUGAAUGGGAUACUUCUGCAAAGCAGGACCUUCAAACUUGCCUCUGUCUCUGUCUCGCGUUCUCCAGACCAGUUAUCUCGGCAACCUGGCUUAUCUGUUUCGGACAAGAAUCAGAUGAUUCUGGCUGACUACGCAGAAAGCAUGCCAGAGGCCGUUCUCGGCUCUUGUCAUUCAUCCAGUAGUGAGAGGAACCAGUCUACCUCGCGCUUAAUGCCUGUCAGUGGUUACUUCACCGCCUCCUUCCCAUUCUUCCCAUUAGACUGGCUCUCUGAAACAGCCUUUGCCAAACCGGUCUUCAUCGAAAAACACCGGUCCAAGCUUCAGCAUUCUCCAGAUCGAUCGUCUGCUAAACAGCCUUCACCUAAUCGUGCUUCUUCGAAACAACGUCUCGCCCGACGGAAGACCUCACCGAGACAGCAUGUGAAAUCGGGGCCUGGUGUUCCACCUGAUCCUGCGUCUCCAGCACAUUCGGUUGUGGAUUCCCCAGAGGAAAGUUUGGACUUUGUCGAUGAACCUCAAGGUUUAGCUUGGAUAGUUGAGAAACUCCACCUCCCUAUGUCACAGAACCCGGAGGAUUUUCGUGGAAUUACUGAAACUCCAGAAAUCUCAUCUGCAAGUUUCCAUGAUACAGAGAAGGCCUCCACGGUUUAUGCCCGUCUCAUCGAGAAACUGCGUCAUGGUUUUCUUGACAGUGCAUCCGUACAUCGCAGCUACCGGGCGGACCAGUUCCAUCUUCACUCCACCAUAGUGGUGGCUUGUACAACAGAACGUUUGCGCCGGAGUUUGUUUGAUGCCGUUCAUUCCAACGCACACCACUUGUUCGAUCGACACGCACUCAAAGGUCAAAGGUUGGGGGCUCACUUUCUUCACCAUCAGACAGGCGGGUUGUGGUCAUCCGCCAGAACGGAUUUGUACAUCAACUCAAGUUCAUGGCGGUUCUUCUUGCCAUUCGACAUUUCGCGGACAGAACUUCGGGGUCCUCCUGCUGAUUCAGACAGACAACUCCACAGUCUUCUGGUACAUCAACCAUCUCAGGAUCUGACAGGUUCGGGCGAACCUUCUUCAGUUGGUGUUUCAGUUCUUCCAUCUGAGCGACUCCCUUUCGCCAUAGAUGCUCGAGCCAGACACAUUCCCAGAGUCAGGAAUGUAAUCGCAGAUGCGCUGUCCCUAACGAUCAGCCGCUCUCCCACGGAGUGGCAAUUGAACCACAGAUCUUUCGGGAACUGGUCUUCACAUUAUCAAGGUCCCAAGUCAACCUAUUCGCCACGCGGUUCAACCAUCAGCUCCCGCAGUUUGUCUCACGAUACCAGACCAACUAGCAUGGGAUCUCAAUGCUCUGGCGAUUUCGUGGGAGGUGCUCAACGCUACGCCUUUUCCCCUCGGCUCUUCUACCCAGAGUCAUCCAGAAACUCCGGCGACCAGGCAGAUUCUACUGCGUUUGGUCGCGCCUUACCGUCCAGUCAGGAGUUGGCAGAGCUUGAGGCCUCCCUCCCAGCAGGCAGUGGUGGCAGUGGCUUACAAACCAGCCCUCCGGUGAAGGAGCUACGGUCACUCAUGCAGCAGGUGGAGACAAUCAAAGCUGAGAGAGAAGCCAUUGAAAGCAGCAUCAAGGAUGCCAGCUUUGACAUAGUGUCGUCCUUCAUGUCGGCCCUGGCUAGUGAUGGUCUGGUGAAUGAAGAGAAUAUCUCAGUAGCGGAACUUGACCGUGUGUACGGCCCACUGCGGGAACAGGUGUCAGACAGCAUCCACAGACAGGAGAACCUGCAGGCCAGGAUACAGAACGCCAACACAGACUUCAGCAAUGCCCGGUCCUCCAACCAGUCAGCUACUGCCAGGGAAGCCAAACUGAAGGAGCUCCAGGCUGCAUACAACAUAAACACUGAACUCAAGGGUAACCUGGAGGAGGGAACAAAGCUUUACUGUGAAGUAUAUGUGUGUGCCUGA